Messenger RNA from Oncorhynchus nerka (sockeye salmon), 2022 nucleotides. RefSeq names its product oligodendrocyte myelin glycoprotein b (gene omgb). Bases 446 to 1660 code for a protein of 404 amino acids. Gene Ontology annotation, molecular function: protein binding. The transcript is spliced from 3 exons. Gene Ontology annotation, biological process: neuron projection regeneration. The record is from RefSeq and is a predicted model, not a curated record. Lineage: Eukaryota; Metazoa; Chordata; Actinopteri; Salmoniformes; Salmonidae.
CGCUAUCGAGGGCACCCGGCUCUGGCACGCCAGGAGGACGCCAUAACCAAGAAGAGGGUAUUGAGACAGAACGAGAGAGCCUGCCCACCACUGACCAGUGCCAACACAGCACUAGAGAGAGAGAGAGAGAGAGCGAGUGUAAGAGGGGGGAGAUAGAAGGAAGAGAGGUCCACCUUCACCAGAGAAGGAAGAAAAGCAAGGGAGAAAAUAUAAAGCAAGUGUACAAGUGAGGAAGAUAUUGAAAAAAAAAGACCCCAAAAGAGAGCCAGCGCAAAAACAGAGUAGAAAUAGAAAGGAUGCAAGAAUAUUGACAACUAACACCCCCCAGAUUUGACUUGACAAUCACUCUCUCCACUCCGCUGCUCAGAAAAAAAACAAGGGGGAGCGAGUGAGAGGGCUGGCCGAGGGAAGGAGGAAGAAAAGAGCGAGAUGACGGACUGAAGCAAUGGAGAGGAUAAGAGCCUUCAUCAUGCUCUACCGCACCCCGCUAGCCUGCCUCCUCCUGCUGCUCCUGUCGGGGGUGCUGGGCGGGCUGGUCCUGUCCAUCUGCCCCGCCGUGUGCUCCUGCAGCCGGGGCCACCGUGUGGUGGACUGCUCCUCACGGCACCUCUCACAGCUGCCCCCAGGCCUGCAGCACAACAUUCGCUUCCUCAACCUCUCACAAAACAGCCUUCGUGGUCUGGAGGGCCAGCUCAGCCACUACGCCCACCUGCGUACCCUGGACCUGUCCUAUAAUCUCCUGGGUCGCUUCCCCUCCGGCCUGCCCAGGGCCCUGUGGGACAUCCGGGCUGCCGGCAACCAGCUCCGAGCCCUGGACAAGAACGACACAGCCUACCACUGGAACCUGCGGGUUCUGGACCUGUCAGCCAACGAGCUGGAGAGGGUGGUCUUCAUCAACAACACCCUGCCCAGCCUACACGCCCUCAACCUGAGUCACAACCGGUUCUGGACGGUGCCCACCAACAUGCCUCAUAAUCUGGAGAUGGUGGAUUUGUCCCACAACUACCUGGUUCAGAUCCUCCUGGGGUCGUUGGACCGGCUGCCCAGGCUGAAGAGGUUCUACCUGCACGCUAAUCGCUUCUCCUGGGUGCCGGAGGGGGUGUUUGACCGGUUGGAGGGGCUCGAGUUGUUGACGCUUGGGGAUAACCCUUGGGCUUGUGAGGAGGAGGAGAACAUCACAAGGCUCUUGCUCUGGGCCGAACAUACCCGCGCUGCCGUGUUGGGCUGCCCCUGCUACACUAGGCCAACCUGUGGGCAAGCCCAUCUGGCAACUCCAGGAGGGGAGUGGCACUUUGCAUCCUACACAGAGCCUCCGCUGGGGGCUGAUGCCAGAGAGCUGGGCCGUGGAGGCCUCCCACCGGCUAGGGCUGCAGUCGCCACUUCUGGGUACCUGGCUAAGUCUGCGUUAUUGGAGCCUGGGAUGCAUGGAGACAGGGGGGUGGCCAACGGCUCGGGGGAUCAGACACUGUUCGUGUUCACCUCCACCCGCUCGCAUGGCCUCUCCACACGCACAAGCACAACGGGGCGUCCGCACUCUGCCACCAAGAAGCCCAACACAGGAAGCACGCGGAGCAGAGGCCACGGUCUACACACACAGAUUGUGUGUUCUGCUGUCUCCUUGAACCUUUUAGUCACAGUGACUGCCUUCAAAGCCUCCUAAAGAGACUAGAGCCAAGUCUUGAUGGAUUUGAGAGGGCUAACCCUAUGUACAUUUGACCCAGAAUGUUAAAGGGAGUUUUGUUUUAAUUUUCAAGAAUGUUCGACUGUUACUGCCUAAAAAAAAUGAAUAUAAUUGUGUAUUCUCUCUCAUCUUCCAACAAUUUGUGAGUGUAGUUGUGCUGUAUGACUAUAUCUUUCAAACGCACAUACAAAUAAUAUCUAGGGCAAAUGUAUACACAUACAUGACUAAUAAUACUAUCGGCGUGGAAACAUGAAUGCUCUACUCCAUGUAGUCUAUACUGCUUGUGUGUUCUGUUGACAAACGCUGCUGCGUUUGAUGCGUUCUAUGAUAUAAACACAGAA